Molecule: messenger RNA, 1445 nt
Organism: Mustela lutreola (European mink)
Lineage: Eukaryota; Metazoa; Chordata; Mammalia; Carnivora; Mustelidae
Gene: LTB4R2
Product: leukotriene B4 receptor 2
Exons: 3
Coding region: 232-1308 (358 amino acids)
Biological process (GO): neuropeptide signaling pathway; inflammatory response
Cellular component (GO): membrane
Molecular function (GO): leukotriene B4 receptor activity; G protein-coupled peptide receptor activity
Source: RefSeq, a predicted model, not a curated record
GCUUGUGAUCACAGACUCGGAAAGGUCGCUGGGGUGGUGAAGCUGAAGUCCAGACUUUCCGGCCAAACUCAGAGCCCAUACUGGAUACCGAUCUGGUAGUUGGGAAGAAAGGGCAAACCUGACAGGCGUUGGACAGGAGCAGGCACAUCACCCACUGUGGCUGUGGCUUUCAGCUUCCCCAGGCUCCUCAUGUGCCCAGGAUCCUACUAGCUCCCGACUGGGCGUGGAAGAAUGCUGGCCUGCUACCGACCCCCAGGGAACGAGACACUGCUGAGCUGGAAGGCCUCGAGGGUCACGGGCACGGCCCUCCUGCUGCUGGCGGCGCUGCUGGGGCUGCCCGGCAACGGCUUCGUCGUGUGGAGCUUGGUGGGCUGGCGGCCCGCACGGGGGCGACCGCUGGCGGCCACGCUCGUGCUGCACCUGGCGCUGGCCGACGGCGCGGUGCUGCUGCUCACGCCUCUCUUCGUGGCCUUCCUGGCGGGCCAGGCGUGGCCGCUGGGCCAGGCGGGCUGCAAGGCGGUGUACUACGCGUGCGCGCUCAGCAUGUACGCCAGCGUGCUACUCACCAGCCUGCUCAGCCUGCAACGCUGCCUGGCCGUCACCCGGCCGUUCCUGGCGCCCCGGCUGCGCAGCCCAGCCCUGGCCCGCCGCCUGCUCCUGGCCGUCUGGCUGGCCGCGCUGCUGCUCGCCGCGCCGGCCGCCGUCUACCGCCACCUGUGGGGAGACCGCGUGUGCCAGCUGUGCCACCCGUCGCCGGCCCAUGCCGCCGCCCACCUGAGCCUGGAGACGCUCACAGCCUUCGUGCUCCCCUUCGGGCUGGUGCUCGGUUGCUACGGCCUGACGCUGGCGCGGCUGCGGGGCGCCCGCUGGGGCGCUGGGCAGCAUGGGACUCGGGUGGGCCGGCUGGUCGGCGCCAUAGUGCUCGCCUUCGGCUUGCUGUGGGCCCCCUACCAUGCCGUCAACCUCCUGCAGGUGGCGGCCGCGCUGGCUCCGCCCGGCGGGGCCCUUGCGAGACUGGGCGGGGCGGGCCAGGCGGCGCGAGCUGGGACUACCGCUCUGGCCUUCUUCAGUUCCAGCAUCAACCCUGUGCUCUACGUCUUCACCGCCGGGGAUCUGCUGCCCCGGGCCGGCCCCCGCUUCCUCACGCGGCUCUUUGAGGGCUCGGGAGAGGCUCGAGGGGGCGGCAACUCUAGGGAGGGGACCAUGGAGCUCCGAGCUACCCCUCGGCUUAAAGUGGUGGGGCAGGGCCGGGGCGAUGGAGACCCCUGGGACAGAGUGGAAAGGGACAGUCAGGGAUGGGAUCCUUGACACCAAAGCCCAUGACUUGGCCUGCCUCUUCCCUGUCCCCUUCCAUCACCCCUCCCCCAGAACUCAAGGAACCACUCUGGAGGGUUUGGGGACCCUUCUCUGGCCACAGUUUGGAUCUUUCUGGACAGGCCCAGCUC